Phaedon cochleariae (mustard beetle) is the source of this 609-nucleotide messenger RNA. The record is from the annotation of a GenBank genome assembly. NCBI's taxonomy places the organism in Eukaryota, Metazoa, Arthropoda, Insecta, Coleoptera, Chrysomelidae.
AUGGCAAGAGACUAUGACCAUUUAUUCAAAUUACUCAUAAUAGGCGAUAGUGGAGUAGGCAAGAGCUCCUUGCUACUCAGAUUUUCCGAUAAUACUUUCACAGGAAGCUAUAUCACCACCAUAGGAGUCGACUUCAAAAUCAAGACUGUCCAUGUGAAUGGCCAAAAGGUGAAACUCCAAAUAUGGGAUACUGCUGGACAAGAACGGUUCAGAACAAUUACAAGCACAUACUACAGGGGGACACAUGGUGUUAUUGUAGUGUAUGAUGUUACAAAUGGGGAAAGCUUUGCCAAUGUCAAACGUUGGCUUCAUGAAAUUGAACAGAACUGUGAUUUAGUGAAUAAAGUAUUAGUUGGCAAUAAAAAUGAUACUCCAGAAAGGAAAGUAGUGCUCACAGAAGAUGCUCAACGUUUUGCAGAUACAAUGAAUAUCCAGCUGUUUGAAACAUCAGCAAAAGAUAACAUCAAUGUAGAAGAAAUGUUCCUAGCAAUCACAAGAUUGGUGCUACGCUCAAAAUUAGACAUGAUGGAAAGGCAAAAUGUCACACAAAAUGAUACAGUCAAUUUAAGAAAAACCAAUAAACAAAACAAGAAGAAUAAAUGUUGUUAG